AGGGCUCAAGCUCACUUACUGCUGAACACCACGGACGGCACACUACUGACUGUCUUCAGUUGUUUCUGUAAGGACAGGAAGUGCACUCGGAGUCUGAAUUCAAAAUGCUGAAGAGAAAACCAUCCAAUGUUUCAGAGAAGGAGAAACAUCAAAAACCAAAGCGCAGCAGCAGCUUUGGGAAUUUUGAUCGUUUUCGGAAUAAUUCCAUAUCAAAACCUGAUGAUUCAACUGAGGUGUAUGAGGGGGAGCUCAUAAAUGAAAGUGAGGAACAAAAUAAAAAUUCAAAUCAUGGAAGAGGUUUAAGUAAAAAGAUGAGAGCCAUUUCCUGGACAAUGAAGAAAAAAGUGGGUAAAAAGUACAUCAAAGCACUUUCUGAGGAAAAGGAUGUCGAAGAUGGAAAGGAUGGCCUCCCAUGUCGGAACAGUGACCCCAUGAUUGGGACGCACACAGAAAAGCUCUCCCUCAAAGCCAGUGAUUCCAUGGAUAGUCUCUACAGUAGGCGGAGCUCAUCAAGUGGAAUAACAAGCUGUUCAGAUGGUACAAGCAAUCGGGACAGCUUUCGACUUGAUGAUGAUUGCCCCUACUCCGGACCGUUCUGUGGCCGUGCCAGGGUGCACACUGAUUUCACGCCAAGCCCUUAUGACACUGACUCCCUCAAAAUCAAGAAAGGAGACAUCAUAGACAUUAUUUGCAAAACACCAAUGGGGAUGUGGACUGGAAUGUUAAACAAUAAGGUGGGAAACUUCAAAUUUAUUUAUGUGGAUGUCAUCUCAGAAGAGGAAGAAGCCCCCAAGAAAAUAAAGACACACAGAAAAAGUGGAACAGAAAAAUGCAAGUCUCUGCAGGAAAUCUUAGAGAAGAUUCAUCUUCAGGAAUACACAUCAACACUUUUGCUCAAUGGUUAUGAGACGCUAGAAGAUUUAAAGGAUAUAAAAGAGAGUCAUCUCAUUGAAUUAAACAUUAAAAACCCAGAAGACAGGAUGAGGUUACUAUCAGCUGCUGAAAAUCUGCUUGAUGAAGAAACUAUUCAAGAGCAAGAAAAUGAAUCUGUGUCUCUAUCCUUAAGCACAGACAUCUCCUUAAAUAAGUCACAGCUAGAUGACUGCCCAAGGGACUCUGGUUGCUAUAUCUCAUCAGAAAAUUCAGAUAAUGGUAAAGAAGAUCUGGAGUCUGAAAAUCUGUCUGACAUGGUGCAGAAGAUUGCUAUCACAGAAACAAGUGACUGAACACACAUUGUAAACUCUGUAUCUAUAACUGCAUUCCAUUUUAACUCUUCUUCAGCUAAAGGAUCACAUAAGAAAUAAAGAGAAGUAUUUGAAAAUACAAUCUAAAGUUAAAAUGUUUUAAUAUGAAUGAUUUGUACAUAAAAGUUCGUAUCUCUAAAAUUCCCAAUUAUUGUAAAUAAUAUGUAUAUUUAUUAUUUUAAAUGCCACAUGUUAGUAUGUUACAUGCAUGUAUUAGAAAAGGUUUAUUAUAAAUCUUUGGUAUGUGUGAUAUAAAUUUUAUUUUGCUUUAUUUUUUAAGUGCAAAAUAAUAAAUUCUGCAACAACUCCCUCCUUUCUUCAUACAUGCCAGUUUUGAAUAAUCAAAUGAAUAACAGUGGAGCCUGUGCUUGUUUAAUCAAUUGUCUAAGCAGCAUUUACCUUCAUUUUUAUACUUACUGGAAAAGUGUGAGUUAAUAUUGGAGACAUUUUUAUCCUAAUUCACA
Messenger RNA from Pteronotus mesoamericanus, 1708 nucleotides. RefSeq names its product SAM domain, SH3 domain and nuclear localization signals 1 (gene SAMSN1). The record is from RefSeq and is a predicted model, not a curated record. Gene Ontology annotation, molecular function: phosphotyrosine residue binding. Bases 105 to 1226 code for a protein of 373 amino acids. NCBI's taxonomy places the organism in Eukaryota, Metazoa, Chordata, Mammalia, Chiroptera, Mormoopidae. Gene Ontology annotation, biological process: negative regulation of peptidyl-tyrosine phosphorylation; negative regulation of B cell activation. The transcript is spliced from 8 exons. Gene Ontology annotation, cellular component: cytoplasm; nucleus.